AUGAUCUCAGCACACGAUCCCGUGGACGAGAAGAGUUCGACUCCAUUGACAAACAAAGUUAUCAAAAUCUUGUCAAUGCAUGGUAAUCUCUAUAAGACUUUUGGCGAGAACAUCAUCCUUCUUAUAAAUCGGGAAGGUAGGUGGUAUCGUUUCAGACUUUCGUCGUAUGUGGUAUUAACAAAGACAGCCGAAACAUCGCUUCAGCUUCUCACCCUAAAGCUACUGUACCUCAUAUUCACAACGCCCACGACCUUUGAGUACUUCUACACGAACGAUCUCCAUGUCCUGGUCGAUAUCUUAAUCCGAAAUCUUCUGGACCUGCCCGAAGAGGCUUCUGCUUUACGGCACACUUACCUGCGCGUUCUCUAUCCAUUGCUAGCCCAUACCCAAUUGAAGACCCCGCCACACUACAAGCGUGAAGAACUGAAAAAAAUGCUCAGUGUUCUCGUCCGAGGUCAGCUUUCUAGCAACGAGGUCGACAAGGAGAAAAUCAUGCAUUUCGACGAGGUCGACGAAACGACGAGAAGGCUCGUCAUUCGGUGUGCUGCCGUAGACUGGUUGCAAGAUGAAGAGCUAGACACUCAAGUCCCUAAAGCGCCCGAGGAAGAAACCACUUUAUCUUGUCCUACGAUCCCAGAUGGCUCUCAUCCGGAGGCUGAGAUAGGCACGCCUUUGGAGUCAACGACCUCACGGCCCAUUUCUCCCACGAGCACGGUUGAGAGCUCACCCGUGACUCUGUCUCCGACCAGUAUCGAUGAGUCGCCCAAAAUAGAAGUACUCAACCAAGCCCAACGCUUAGGCAUGCACUUGGAGCCUGCAUCGUCGUCCUCCCUCAGCGUACAAGAAGUAGCCGCCCAGCAUGAAAAACCAGGCGUCCUAACGCCGAGCCGCAACAAGACUCAAACAGCGACAACGGACCGCCCAUCCAGCCCCAAUAAACCAAAAAUCAAACCGCUACCGCCGAAGUCAAGACGCUGGCGUGGACGACGCACUACUGGAGACGAAAACGACAAGAUCCCGGAAGAGCCAGGAAUAGGAACCGGAACGGGAACAAGCGCAAGCCCAAGUCCUAUCACACCCACAGCCCCAUCCAUCCCACAAGGUCCCUCCGACAGAAGGAAUUCAACAAGCACAUCCGGCCUCGUCCCUCCUAUCCCAGCUCACGGCCGUCGCUCCGCCUCAAAUCCACCCCCAGCUGUCCCCCCACCGAGACGGUCUACCCUCCCAGUGGUCCACCCUCAUCAUGUCUCCAGCCAUUGCACCCCAGUUACGAGUCCGUCGCGACUCCAAAUACAACAGAACAGCGACUCCGCCCAAAAGCACGGUCAGAAACCCGAACCACCCAAGACCCGUCGAUCAGGUCGACGCAGACCAUCCCAAACGGAUUCCCCAACCCCAAGUCAAGACGGACACGACGGACACGCCGCGCUCCCUGAAGUUUCGAAUGAAAAACACCACGAUAAUCAGACAGUCAGCGUGGAAGAAGCCGUGCAAAAUGUUUCUCUUAGUUAA
Molecule: messenger RNA, 1512 nt
Organism: Aspergillus oryzae RIB40
Lineage: Eukaryota; Fungi; Ascomycota; Eurotiomycetes; Eurotiales; Aspergillaceae
Product: DUF2013 domain-containing protein
Exons: 1
Coding region: 1-1512 (503 amino acids)
Biological process (GO): actin cortical patch assembly; actin cortical patch localization; endocytosis
Cellular component (GO): actin cortical patch
Molecular function (GO): Arp2/3 complex binding
Source: RefSeq, a predicted model, not a curated record